CCUCUUCCUCUCCCCUCACAAAUCGCACGCUCCUCCCCACAUUUCGCGCUCUAAACAUAGGCGAGGUCGCGCGCGCGCGUCGAUCCCACACAGAAUUCCCUAUUCCUGCUCGCGAAUCUCCCCUGCGCGAUCGCGAUCGCGUUCCUCUGAGCUCCCUCAAAUCUGAGUGCGCAUCCCGGGUCCGAUUCGGAUCGCCUAGGUUUUUCUCUUCCGCGAUCGGCGAGGCGGGGGAUGACGAUGCCCUGCUAGGCCUGGGUCGGAGGCGAUGAACAUCGUGUGGGGCGUCGCCGAUCUCCUCCGCAAAGCGCCCCCUCCCCCCGCGCCCGGUGGUGGCGACGGCUCGGCGCCCGCGCCCGCCAGCUCCUUACCCGCCGGCGGCCUCGACAACGCGCCCACACCCCGCGUUGUCUUCAGUGAUAGUCCAGAGGAGGGAGCCCUAAGUGUACUUUGGAAGAAGUAUGAGAAUGCAUUUGAUAAGGUUGAAAAGGAGAAAUCCCUUCAAAUUUUUAUCUUACAAUUUGUAGAGACAUUCAGAGAUUGGGGACCACACCCGAUUGAGCAAUUGGUUGGCCAAGAAUUAGGAUCCGAUGCAACAAUUGCCGGAUGCUCUUUUGGGCAUCCUUCUGAGGUCAUUCUUAUUCUGAUUCAGGAGAUUUCUCUAAUUACGUCAACUAUUGUUGAAAGUGGCAACAGCCUGGAAUCUCCUGCAAACCAUCAUCCAGGGCAACCAACAAACCUGGGAUUAAGCACACAAAUACUACAAGUUCUGGAGUGCUUGGCAAUUCUGACUCGCUCCUUGCAUAACUGUAGAGUAUUUAGCUACUAUGGUGGUGUGCAGAAGAUUACUUCUCUACUAAAAGCUGCAGUUGCUCAGCUCAGAAACUUGAACAGUUUGCUGGCUGCAGAUGACCAAUCUUCAGAUGAAGCAAUGAGAAAUACUAGGCUGAUGCUAAGUAUACUUGUAUGCAUAAUCACAAUAAUUUCAAACUUCAUGAAGUUGGAAACAACCACCACAAGGAUACCCCAUAUUGUCGAGACCACUAAGCAUACCCCAUCAAAAAGCCACCUGGCUGCAGUUACUUCUAGUUCUCCAGAUCACACCAUUUCCAAUACAGUUCGACAUUGGCAGCAGAAGGCAAUUGUUCUUGUGAUGGAAGCCAGUGGUGUCAAUUGGUUAGUAGAACUCUUACGUGUCAUUCAAAGGCUGAAUUUGAAAGAGCAGUGGAAUGAUCUCUCGCUUCAUUUUAUCACUCUGUGCACUCUGCAAUCAACUGUUUCUGGCACUCGUGCUCAGAAUCAUCUCAGAAGCAUUGGUGGGCUGGAAAUUCUAUUGGAUGGACUAGGACUUCCUUCUACUAAAUUUUCAGUUUUGAAGCAUUCAUCUAUCUCAAGAAAUGAAAGGGGUGAAAUACUUCUGCUCCAGAUACAAUAUUUGCAAAUUCUAAGUGAGGCGGUAUUUGCCAAUGUCAACAAUUUGCAUUUUUUAUGUGAAAAUGGACGGGUACACAAAUUUGCAAACUGCAUUUGUUGGCCUGCAUUUAUGAUUAAGAAGUUCCAUCAGCAAAAGGAUAACACCAUGGCUUCACAUGCAAUAGAUUCUGUCUCUGGUCCAAUUUGUUUUCUUGAUAUAACUGACUGGAAUGACUACUCUGUCAAGUUGAGCAACGCCCUUUGUUCCUUUAUUCUCCCUUCAAAGGAUAUCGAUUACUGGUCCCAUGAAAUAGCUGUCAGCCAAAUUGCAGUAUCUAUCCCAUCGGCAUACCUGGAGCAAUCUGUGAGAUGGAUCAUUAGGAUUCUUAUGACCGUCUUUCUAUGUAUCAGAGCUUGUACCAGUGAAUCUACAUUACCGAACCACAUAAAGAUUUUCGCAAAGACCCUUCAACAUAACAUCAUCCGCAUGUUCAAAAGGGUUCUUAUGUCAACACCAGCUCUACUCCCAGCUUUUCGAGAGGAAGGGGUAUGGCACCUGAUUUUCUCAGGGAAUUUCUUUUACUUUGGUUCAUCUGUAGAAGGCACCCAUUUUCAUAUUGGUACGGAUAUUCAAAAUGGUGAUAUUAACAGUACUCAAAUAUCUAUCGAUUCUGAAACUUUGUACUGUACUGAUGUUAACAUUCUUCAAGUGGAAGCUAUUUCCUUCUUGGAGUUUGCUGCAACACUCAAUGAAAACACAUAUAACACGCCAGAAUGCUUGGCACUGCUGGAUGCACUUGAACAUUGCAUUUCUGAUCCUUCGACAGUCUGCACUCUUCUCAAAAGCUUCCGUGUAAUUCUACAACUCGCCACAGAACAAACUUUAGCUUCAUUUGAAUCAUUGGAUGUGAUUACAAGAGUCCUUAAGGCUGCUUGCCAUCAGGCACAAGAACUACGGAACUUUAGCGAUUUUCUUUGUUCUAAUGUCAUGAUCACUGAAGAUGUUACCCAGUGUAAAAGUAUUGAAGACAGAACUGAGAACGCUCUUAUGUGUACAGAGUUAGCUUUGAGCCUCUUUACAGAAUAUGUCACUAUAUCGAUAGAUGGAAGAAUUCUUGUUUUGCACAAUGCUGACUGUAUUGAGUGUUUAUUUGACUUGUUCCAAGAACAGAACCUUCGAAAACAUGUGCUGGAACAGGUUCUUGCCUUAUUUAAGUUGCCUUCAUCGUCAGCACAAGAUCAUACAGCAAAAUUGCAGUUAUGCUCCAAAUAUUUAGAGAACUUUGCACGAGCAAAUGAAAAGGAAAAGAUCGACUCAGAGUUGUUGAUUGAUCUUCUCGUCAGCAUGAGAGAGAUCAUAAGGAUGGAUCACAUGUACUAUCAAAAUCUGUUUCGCAAUGGAGGUUGUUUUCUGCAUAUUGUCUCUUUGUUGAAUGGAAAUAUCAAUGAGGUUACUGACGAGCAGCUUAUCCUUAAUGUCCUUGAGACAUUAACUUUAUUACUUAAAGGAAAUGAUGCAUCCAAGGGUGCCUUUAGAUUGCUAGUUGGUGCAGGCUAUCAAACCUUACAAAGCUUGGUACUGGAUUUCUACAAAUGGUCACCAAGUGAGAGACUCCUUGAUGCAUUGCUUAGCAUGCUGGUUGAUUGCAAGUUCGAGUUAAAUGAGAAAACGACUAUAAAGAAUGAAGACGCUGUUGUAUUACUUCUGAAUAUUUUACAGAAGAGCAGCGCAUCGCUUCAGCACUAUGGGCUUGUGAUCUUACAGCAGUUGCUCAAGCAAUCCAUUACAAAUAGAACCUCUUGUUUCAGAGCUGGAUUGCUAAGUUUUCUUCUUGAUUGGUUUUCAAUAGAGGAAAAGGAUGAUACAGUUAUUGAAAUUGCAGAGAUAAUACAGAUACUUGGUGCACACAGUAUAUGUGGCAAGGACAUUAGGAAAAUCUUUGCGCUCUUGCGUUGUGAGAAGAUUGGUGCCAAACAGGAGCACACUUCUUUGCUUCUGACAAGUCUGAGUCACAUGCUCAAGGAAAAGGGUCCAGAAGCUUUCUUUGAGUUCAGUGGCCAUGAUUCUGGUAUAGAAAUAAAAUCAUCCUUCCUAUGGCCUUACAGUAGAGGUCUAUCUUUUUCUUGCUGGUUAAGGGUUGAGAACUUCCCAGACAACGGUAUGAUGGGCCUUUUCUCCUUUUUCACAGAAGACGGAAAGGGGUGCUCAGCUGUGCUUAACAGAAGUGCUUUAGUAUAUGAGUCUAUCAAUCAAAAACAUCAGUGUGUUUUGUUACCACUCAAGCUCCCACCAAAGGAAUGGAAAUUCCUUUCUGUUACUCAUACAAUUGGGAGGGCUUUCUCCGGAGGAAGCCAGCUGAGGUGUUACAUAGAUGGGGAGCUAGUAUCAUCCGAGAAGUGCGGGUAUGCAAAAGUCAAUGAAGCAAUGACACACUGCACCAUUGGUACAGAAUUGAUGCCUGUUGGUGAAGAACCUAUCUCAAUUGGUUUCGAAAAAACUUUUGCCUUUACAGGUCAAAUGGGUCCAGUCUAUGUGUUUUCUGAUGCCCUUUCUUCAGAGCAAGUAAAGGGCAUAUAUUUUCUCGGACCUAGUUACAUGUACUCUUUCCAUGGUGAUGAUUCACUCUACAGGGGAAUUCUUGAUGCAAGAGAUGGCCUUUCAUCAAAGAUAAUUUUUGGUUUCAAUGCACAGGCUAGUGAUGGCCGGAGUUUGUUCAGUGUGUCAUCAGCACUUGAUAAUGCAGACCAAAGUACAUUUGAAGCAGCAAUUAUGGGGGGAACAAAGUUAUGCUCGCGGCACUUGCCUCAGGACAUUAUUUACUGUGUUGGUGGUGUCUCUGUAUUCUUCCCACUCUUCACUCAAUUUUUUGAUGCUGCAACUGAUGUUGUGCAAUCUUGCCAUUCAUCUGUCGACAAUGACAAAUUGGCAGCUGAGGUGAUUGAGCUAGUCGCAACUGUUCUGGAUGGAAAUGUAUCAAAUCAACAACAGAUGUAUCUUCUUUCUGGGUUACCUAUUCUAGGCUUCUUGCUUCAAUCAGCUACACCACAGCUCUUCACAACCAAAACUCUUUCCGCACUAAAGUAUACAUUCAACAUUCUAAGGAAAUGCGGCAUGUCAAAAGUUCUCCUGAAAGAUGCUAUCUCACAUAUUUAUUUAAAUCCACAAAUAUGGGUAUAUGCAAGCUAUGAAGUACAAAGGGAUCUUUAUAUGCUUGUGAUAAAAUAUUUUGAAACAGACGGGAGGCUUUUACCACUUCUAUGUGGACUUCCUUGGAUUAUUGAUAUUGUGUGCCGAUAUUACUGGGAAAAGGCUGAUUCUAGGCAUGUUGUUGCUUCCAAGCCUUUGCUGCAUCCAGUUACCAAAGAAGUUAUCGGAGAGAGACCUAAGAUAGUUGAAAUUCGCAAGCUUCGUCUUCUCUUUUUAAGUUUAGCAGAAAUGAGCUUAAAGCUAAGAAUUUCUCCAGAUGACAUAAGAGCGCUUGUAGCAUUUUUCGAGAGGAGUCAAGACAUGGCAUGUAUAAGGGAUAUACUGGACAUGAUCAUACGUGCUCUCUCACAGGGCUCAGUUUUGUCAUCCUUUGUGGAGAACGUAAAUUGCCUUGGUGGUUGUUGCAUUUUCAUUAACCUCCUUAAGAGGGAAUUUGAGCCAGUCCGUUUGUUGGGGCUUCAGCUCUUUGGAAAGCUCUUGGCUGGGGUUCCUUCUGAGAAGAAAGGAACAAAUUUUUUUUCCUUACCCUUAGGGCAGUCUAGAUGCAUCUCUGAGAACCUCAUGAAAGAAAUAACAGCUGCACCUCAAUUGUUCUUCUGUACAAUUUCUGAAAGGCUAUUCAACUUUCCGCUAUCAGACAAUUUAUGUGCAGCUCUUUUCAGUGUUCUUGGUGGAAUCACUCCACAACAGGUCCUCCAGGAAAAUUCUCAGUCUGAUCCAUCAAGGGAUAAAAAUUGCAAUCUUUCAAGCUUGCCACCCUUUUCCGUUCCUCAGAUUUUGGUCUGCAUCUUUAGAUAUAUGCAUUCUUGUCAAGAUUCCUCAGCACGCAGAAGAAUCUUGAAUGAUCUUCUUGGUUUGCUGGACUCAAAUCCUUCAAACAUUGAGGCCUUAAUGGAGCACAGUUGGAACUCUUGGCUUGAAACAUCCACAAAGCUUGAUGUAUUUAAGGACUACAAAUCAGUUUCUAAAGAUGAGCUCAAUGAUGUGGAGACAGAUGAACUAAAUCUUGUGAGGAACUUGUAUUCUGUGGUCCUUUCAUACUACCUGCGCUCUGUUAGAGGUGGCUGGCAUCAACUCGAGGCUACUGCUAAUUUUUUCCUUUUCAAACUUGAACAGGGACAGCUAUCAAGCCUUGAUUUGCUGAGGGACAUAUUUGAUGAUAUUGCGGGGAGCCUGCUUCAGAAAUCUGUGAAAGAUAAUAUUUUCCUUUUUCAGCCUUGCUGUGAUAAUGUAUUGCAUUUUUUGAACCUUAUACAUGAGUUGCUUGUCAAUCAAAUGGGAAUUAAGCUCUUGUUUCCAUCUCCCAAUCUAUCAGAGGAAUCUUCACAUGAAAACAUGUGGAAAGAAGAUAUUAAGUCAACAGUAAAUGAUAUUUUAAAUACUGAGAGCAAUGGUCAAUGUACAAGCUUGCUUUGGACGGCUUGCAAAUAUUCUGAUGGAAAUGAUAUCAGUGAUGAUCGGUGGAGCUUCUUUGACAAGGUGUGGAGUAUUAUAUGUAAUUUGAACGGGAAAGGACCAAGCAAAUUGCUGCAGAAGGAUCCAAAUGUUGAGGUUGCAUCUUUGGAGCAAAGGCCAUGUGGAUUGGUGGAGUCUGUAAAUGUCCCAGCUGCUGAAAAGGCUGCUGUUGUUGUAUCUGGAGGUAUCGGUACUGCAUUAGGUGUAAAAGCGAAUAGAUUUGCUGAGAAAACUAUAACGUCAAGGGAGGAGAUAAUUCCAAGAGUUUUCUUCCACCUUGUGAUUCUGUACCUCUGCAAAGCUGGAUCAGAAAAUGCAUCCAAGUGUGUCCUGCAGUUCAUGUCAUUGCUUCCAAUUCUUCUUAUUUCAGAAGAUGAUCAAAGCAAAAAUAAGCUGCACUUUUUGAUCUGGUCUUUACUAAUUGUAAGAGCUCAGUAUGGGCAGCUUGAUGAUGGCGCACGUUUCCAUGUUUUUUCACACUUGAUUCUGGAAACUAUUAUAUAUGGAAAGUCCAUGUUGGUUACUAAUAUCUUAGGCAGAGAUGAUUCAACGGAAGUCACGAACAAUAAAGAGACUGGAUUCAUUCUUAGCUUUAUACAGAAGGAUCGUGUUCUUGCCGCGGCUACUAAUGAGGUUAAGCACAUGAAGGCUGUUCAGGCUGAUCGCUUAAAGCAGCUGCAGGAACUUCAGUUUAUGCUUAAUGAGAGUUCCGCAAAGGAGACAUGGUUAGUGCAGGCCAUUGAAGAUGAGAUACAUUUUACUGUCACUGCAGUCCUUUCAGCAGAUGACAGUAGAAAAGCAGCUUCUCAACUUGCUUUCCAUGAGGAUCAGCAAAUGAUCGCGGAUAAGUGGAUUCAUAUUUCCCGUGCUUUGAUGGAUGAGAGGGGACCAUGGUCUGCUAACCCUUUUCCAAAUGAUGUGGUGACUCACUGGAAACUUGACAAGACAGAGGAUAGAUGGCGGCGACGGUUCAAGCUCAAACGUAAUUACAAAUUUGAUGAACGCCUAUGUCAACCUUCACAGUCAAGGAAUGAAAAUACAGGUCCUUCAGCUGACCAACCAUACAUUAGUGCCAAAAUUCCUGAGAAAAUGAAGCGAUUCCUUCUUAAAGGAGUACGGGGAAUCACAGAGGACAUUGGCUAUGAACCAUUUGAAGACACUAGCAAUGCGAAUGAAUCUACCCAGAUUAAUCCUUUAGAAAACCAAAACCUGAAUAAUGCUGCAGAUUCCUCUGAUUAUCAUGCUACUGUACACGACAAGAAAGAGCCAUCAUCUACUAAUGGAGAUAAUGAUUAUACAAAGGUUCUUUGUUCAGUUCGUUGUGUUCUUGUAACCCCAAAGCGAAAAUUAGCAGGAUACUUAGAUAUCACACGAACUGUUAUGCAUUUUUCUUUUGAAUUUUUGGUUGAAGGAACUGGAGGAUCAUCUGUAUUCAGCAAAUUUAAAGACAAAAAAGAUUCAGAUUGCAAGAACGAUCUGGGAGGUUUUGACAGACUUGAUGGAUGUCGAGAUGGUAUGAUUGAAACCAAUGGUGUCUUGAUGCAAAACCAAUCUAACAAGAUUAAACGUCACAGAAGGUGGAACAUAGCCAAGAUAAAAGGAGUUCAUUGGACACGCUACCUACUACAAUAUACUGCGAUGGAGAUCUUCUUUGAUGAUUCAAGUGCACCUAUAUUUUUAAAUUUUUCCUCUCAAAAGGAUACUAAAAAUGCUGGGACUCUGUUGGUUUCUCUCAGGAAUGAAGCUUUGUUCCCGAAAGGAAGUACCAAAGGCAAAAACAGUAUCAUUUCAUUUGUCGACAGGCGAGUUGCUCUUGAAAUGGCUGAGAAUGCUGGAGAAAGAUGGAAAAGGAGGGAGAUCAGUAACUUUGAGUACCUUGUGAUUUUAAACACCCUUGCUGGAAGAUCUUACAAUGACUUAACUCAGUAUCCUAUAUUUCCAUGGGUAUUGGCUGAUUACACCUCAGAAAAGCUUGAUUUCAACAAGUCAUCAACUUUUAGGGAUCUUUCAAAACCAGUUGGUGCUUUGGAUGAAAACCGCUUCAAGGUUUUUGAAGAUAGAUAUCUUAGUUUCUGUGAUCCUGAUAUACCGAGUUUUUAUUACGGAUCUCACUACUCUAGCAUGGGAAUCGUUCUUCAUUACAUGCUUAGGCUCGAGCCAUUUACAACUCUGCAUCUAAGCUUUCAGGGUGGCAAGUUUGACCAUGCUGAUCGUCUGUUCCAGAGCAUUGAUAGCGCUUACAGAAAUAGCUUAUCAAGUACAAGUGAUGUCAAAGAGCUUAUUCCAGAAUUCUUUUACAUGCCUGAGUUUCUUGAAAAUUCAAAUUCGUAUCAUCUUGGUGUUAAGCAGGAUGGUGAGCCCAUAGGCAAUGUUGCUCUCCCUCCAUGGGCGAAGGGUUCGCCUGACGAAUUCAUCCACAUCAACAGAGAAGCCCUUGAAAGUGAAUAUGUGAGCUCUAAUCUCCAUCACUGGAUUGACCUCAUCUUUGGUUACAAGCAACGUGGACAACCAGCUGUUGAGGCAGCAAACAUAUUUUACUAUGUGACAUAUGAAGGUGCAGUUGAUCUGGAAAAUAUGAAUGACAUGUUGCAUAAAUCUGCUAUUGAGGAUCAGAUAGCGAAUUUUGGACAGACACCAAUCCAGAUCUUCCGGAUGAAACAUCCAAGAAGAGGACCUCCCAUCCCAAUUGCUCAUCCACUGUAUUUUGCACCACAGUCGAUAACAUUGACUUCGAGUGUUUCUAGGUCAAUCAGCCACAUGUGUGCUGUGCUAUUUAUAGGUUUGUUGGAGAACACAGUUGUAUUGAUGAAUGAGGGUCUCAUAUUGUCAGUAAAGCUGUGGUUGACAACACAGCUGCAGUCAGUUGGAAAUUUCACAUAUUCUGGACCACAGGAACAUUUAUUUGGAAUCAGUUCAGAUGUUAUCUCUCCUCGUAAAAUUGGCACUUUCCUUGCUGAAAACGUCAAGUUUGGAAGACAUUGCUUAGCAACAAUGCAAAAUAAUGGUGACAAUUAUUUGAUUUUAUGUGGAAAUUGGGAGAACAGUUUCCAAAUAAUCUCUCUUAGUGAUGGAAGAAUUAUGCAGAGCAUCAGGCAACAUAAGGAUGUUGUUGGCUGUGUGGCAGUUUCAUCUGAUGGAAAUGUGGUUGCAACUGGUGGUUAUGACACAACUGUUAUGAUCUGGCAUGCAUUUCGAGGAAGACCGAUUGAUAAGAAAUUGAGGACUGCCAAUUUUGAACUUUCAGAAAAGGAACAUGUUAUAGUGGAAAGGCCUGUUCAUAUCUUUUGUGGUCAUGAUGACAUCAUAACAUGCUUAUUUGUUAGCACGGAACUGGACAUUGUAAUUAGUGGUUCAAAAGAUGGGACUUGUAUUUUUCAUACACUGCGUGAAGGGAGAUACGUUCGGUCCAUUCAGCAUCCUUCUGGUGUUGGUUUGUCGAAAUUGGUUGCAUCACAGCAUGGGAGAGUGGUAUUAUAUUCUGAGAAUGACCUCUCGUUGCACAUGUACUCCAUCAAUGGAAGACAUAUUGCUUCUUCAGCAACCAGUGGACGUCUCAAUUGCAUGGAACUUAGUUGUUGUGGUGAGUUCAUUGCUUGUGCUGGUGAGAAGGGACAGGUAGUGUUACGUUCUAUGCAUUCUCUGGAUAUUGUUUGGAUGUAUGAUGGAGCUGGGAAGACAAUUACUUCUCUAGCUGUGACCCCUGAGGAGUGCAUCCUAGCAGGAACCAAGGAUGGUAGCUUGCUAGUGUUCUCAAUAGAAAACCCUCUUGUUCGAAGGGGGAGCUUGCAACGAAAUAGAAUAAAGACCUCCACAACUGGAUAAGUUUCAUGUGGCAACAAGAAAUCCACCAGAUGAAAAAUUAUAGCUUCAUGUAAGGUCAUUACCAGCUUAUAGAACUGUUCUCGCGACAAUGUACUCUGUACAUAAUAAAGCACAGUUCUGUCUUUCGAGAUCACUACAUAAAGCUGACAUUCAGGAAUGAGCAUUGUCAUGAUAUUCAGCUUCUGAUGGCCAUUGAGCGCUCAAUCUGGAUGCAUUGAACUUAUGCGCUUCAGGGUACAUCAAGAUAUUCAGUUGAUGAUGGCCCUUAUUAAGCACUCAAUCUGACUGCAUCGGACUUAUGCUGAUUGACACUAGAUCCAUAGUUGACUUUAGGGUAGACGCGUAGCAACUUUACUUGUCCAGCCUACACAAUUGUUAGCGGGCGGAGCACUCCACUUCAGGUGUUUGUGGAGAGGGUAGACAGACUCCCUGCAACAGUCUUUGUAUGUAGGGUUCUCUUGUAUGUAUUAGAUUAGCCAAUGCGUUUUGUAGUUACCAAAAUACAAAUUGUAAAUGGACCAUUUCGAUGUGAAGAGCGUUAGAAAGCAUCUUCAAUUAUCAGCUCUUGCAAUUUUAUCGAA
Messenger RNA from Panicum virgatum (switchgrass), 10476 nucleotides. RefSeq names its product BEACH domain-containing protein B-like. Gene Ontology annotation, molecular function: protein binding. The record is from RefSeq and is a predicted model, not a curated record. The coding region runs from base 266 to 9895 and encodes 3209 amino acids. Lineage: Eukaryota; Viridiplantae; Streptophyta; Magnoliopsida; Poales; Poaceae. The transcript has 40 exons.